GGCCAAUGGGGUGAAUUACUAUUUUUUUUACUUUGAACUGGGGACAGGUUGACAGUCUGCCAGUGGGUGGUUAGCUGGGAUUGUACCAACUGCUGAGACACACAAACUGCUGAGACAGCUGUGCUGAAAACAAUUAGAUCCCAGACCUAAACUCUGCCACAAGUGUCCCAAACUGCCCCGGAGGCCCCCAAACUCAUUCACUUCUCCAUCCGUGUGCUCCCUGCCAGGCUCUGGGCGCUCCUGCUGCUGGCGGGUCCUCAUCAAAGCUUCAGAUGGGCAAGGAAACCACAAGACCACCUGGGAGCAAAGCAAGCAUCAGCCUGAGGGGGCUCCUUGCUGCCCAGAAAUUCUCAAAGGAAUUCAAGAACCGAACUGGUGCCCGAAGCCAAUCAAGACUCCAGGUCUCUCAUCACAAGCCUAUCACCAUCAUCAAUGAGCAGAUUCCAGACUCAGUAGCGAACCCAAAAGAAAAAUUCUCUUGUGCCAAAGCAGAGGAGCUGAUCAGAGAAUAUUUACCAGCCAAACUUGCACAUGUUACCUACAAGCCUGAGAAAGGCGCCAGCCUCAGUACAGCUGUAAGUGAAGAAAUAAAACGCCUGGUCAAAACAGUCACCCCUCCUCGGUAUAAGCUAAUUGUCAACGUCACCAUCGGAAACAAAGACAAAGAUGAGAUUGCGGAUAUCAUGGUGACCAGCCAGUGUCUGUGGGACCCUCAUUCAGACAACUUCACCUCCUCCCAAUACAUGAACCCGACGCUUUUUUGUGUUGUUCUAGUACAUGCUGUUUAUUUUGAGUAGUCAUCAAAGCAUGCAUCUUUCACAUGUGAAAAGCAAAAGUAUGUUCCUAGAUACAAGUAAAGUAAGAGACCCUUGUGUUUGUCUGUACUUGUGCUACAGAAUGGCUCUAUACAGCCCACAGAAUAAAAAUGAGAGUCAGUGGUUGUAAAGAUGUAGAGAAAGAGCGGAUGCUGCAAGCAUCACACAAACUUGGGUGCUUGAAAACUUGUGUAUGCUCCAAAUAUCUCAUGUAAACUUGGGUAAACUGAAUACCUCAUUGUAGUCCAUCAUACUAUAAUAGCCUGCUCUUCUGUGACUCUUUUUGUCAGCAAUCUCCAAAUGCUUUACAAAAGGUCAGCAUUGUUCUAUAACCUGGAUGUAUUUUUACCACUAUCAUUGAGUAACUAUUGCUAAUGUGAUAUUUUUCAAGAGGGAAUUUGAUAUGUGAUAUAACUUUUCUCACUGAGAUUAACAUCUCCCCCAACCUGCUGAUGACGGUUUGGGCCUGGGUCUGUGUGAGAUGCAAAGACAGUUCAGUCCGGUCCCUGAAGAAUCCCAGGGAGAACUGCUGGCCCUACCUCACACUGGUCAGCAGAAUAAAUUCAACAGCUCCACUUGUCUCUGCCUUUCGCCCCGAUUCAGCCAAGUACUUACCUGUGCACUGCAUUUUGAACACGAGUCAUCCUAUUGAUUUUACGUACAGUAUAUACAGGUGGACAUGCAUUUAAGUGCUCUACCUGAAUCGGGGGCCAGCAUUGCCCUCUGGUACUGGCUGGGUUUUUCUCCUUUUAGAGUGUAGUAGAGACAUUUCCUCUCACAGGCUGGGCUUUUCUCCCUUCUGCAUUCCCUCUGCUGGGGAGCAUCACCACACAGGAUCUUUGGGACCUCUGGGACAGAAGGCACGUGCUGAGGUCCUGCCACACGUGACUCCAGGAUAUUCCCAGGUAGCAUGGAGAGCCAGCGCUGGCAGUCUGCUGCCUAAAAGGCAAACAGGCCAAAUGAAAUACUUGUAGCUGUUAGAAUUUAAAAAGAGCUUUGAUAUAAUAAGCAAAAGACUGUAGGAAGCUUUGGGAAUGCUGAAACAAGCAACCAUCUUCCCUGCAACACUGAUGUUUAAAAGCAGUGUAGGUGGGGGGCAACCAGAGCAGCAGCCUGAGACACCAUCUUUUGAGGUGGGAGGGCACCAAAAUAGCUGGUGCUGCACCACUGCCCCGUGUGCUGUUACUGCCCUGUGACGCCUCCAGCUAGAACUUUUGGCAUACAUGUUCUCACUUUGGUUUUCCUCCAUGGGCAACAUGUUAUGCCGAUUAUGAAGGGCUUACAUUUGAGUAUGCAAUGCAGACUAUACCAGCAAAGACAACACUAUGCCAGGGGAUAAGGCUCAAUGACAGAAUACCUAGCUCUUAGGUAGCACUUUUCAUCAACAGAUCCCAAAGUACUUUCCAGGGCAGGUCAGUCCCAUUCUCCCCAUUUCACAGAUGGGAAACAGUUUCUUCACAUAUUUUUCAAGGUUACCCACUAGGUCCAUUAGCACAGGGGUCUGCAACCUACAGCCUAUGUAGCCUUUGGAUCUGGCCUGAGUUGCACCUUUGGUGAUAUUUGGCAUUACAGGGCUCUCCCUGCGCUGUGCCGCAGUCAGCUGCUUGGGGCUUUGGCAGAUGGAGGCUU
Messenger RNA from Gavialis gangeticus (Gharial), 2444 nucleotides. Its product is annotated as tctex1 domain-containing protein 1-like. Gene Ontology annotation, molecular function: dynein intermediate chain binding. Gene Ontology annotation, cellular component: cytoplasmic dynein complex; cytoplasm. Lineage: Eukaryota; Metazoa; Chordata; Crocodylia; Gavialidae. The coding region runs from base 273 to 797 and encodes 174 amino acids. The transcript has 3 exons. The record is from RefSeq and is a predicted model, not a curated record. Gene Ontology annotation, biological process: microtubule-based movement.